Messenger RNA from Mercenaria mercenaria, 1327 nucleotides. RefSeq lists its product as uncharacterized. The coding region runs from base 211 to 1305 and encodes 364 amino acids. The transcript is spliced from 2 exons. Gene Ontology annotation, molecular function: beta-glucosidase activity. Gene Ontology annotation, biological process: glucan catabolic process. Gene Ontology annotation, cellular component: extracellular region; cell surface. The record is from RefSeq and is a predicted model, not a curated record. NCBI's taxonomy places the organism in Eukaryota, Metazoa, Mollusca, Bivalvia, Venerida, Veneridae.
UUCGUUUGCCUAUAUCAAUAAGAUCUGAUAAUUAAUUGAGGUAUGAACAUAUCUUCAGUUCUACUGAUAAGGGUUGUACAAGCUAUAAAAGAAACUGAAAUCUUGUAACAAACAAUAUUCUACAGCGGUGCACAUACAGACAGAUAUAACAUACAUAAAGACUGCGGAGAUUUGAUACUGUGUUCAAUCCGAAGAAGGAGAGGAUCAACCAUGAAGUUGACAAUUGCAUCUAUAUGUUUACUUCUACUGGCUGUGGUUGGCUGUGUAAUGGUACAAGCAACAGAAUCGAUCAAUUACAACGAACCCAUUUUGCCAGAAGAUUUUCAACCCUUGAUCGGUCAGGGAUUUGCUGUGAAAUAUUUUACAAAAAAAACAAAAGAGCCAAUAGAAAACUAUAAUGAAAGGAAUAUGCAGGACAUAUACGAUGCCGGCUUCAGAAACGUACGGCUUCGGUGCUCAGCUUCGAUGUAUCCCUAUCCCUAUAAUACCCUGAAUUUCACGACACGUUUCCUCGAUAACUUGGAGAAAGUAGUGGACAAAUGCUUAGAGGUAGGAAUAGUCCCAAUCAUUUCAUGGGCAAAUACUCUGGCUUCAAACAAUGCUACUGAAGAUGACCAGGACAAUUACGUCACCUGGUGGACGAAAGUCGCAAAGAGACUGAUAACAAAAGAUUACAGAUGUGUCUUUAAUUUAUUUACUGAACUUUUAAGUGCCCAUUGCAAAAACAUUGAAGGUUGUAACAUUAACGGGACCCUCCACAAUAACAUUACAAAAUAUCUCAACUGGACGUCAAGGGUAAUAAAGGCAAUCCGAGGUACUGGGGGGAAUAAUAAAAACCGAAUCUUGAUUCUCGGGUCGCCAAAAAAAGGCGCAUCGGGGUGUCCUAUGAUAGAAAAGUACAUUUAUGAAAACGACAACUAUUUAAUGCUAGAACACCACCAUUACGCAUCAGGACCUAUCAAAAAGGCUACGAGUGGCAGGUACUGGACGGGUAAUGGAACUGAAGAACAACGAAAACUGGUCAUUGAGGAACUCGAGAUGGCAAAAGAAAAUUGUACACUGAAAGGCUAUUGGGGCGCUUGGGCAGCUUAUGAUAUUAAGAAGAAAGCCAUAUCUCAGUAUGAAAGUGAAAGUUUUUCAAAGUAUUUCGUUUCAAUGCUAAAAAGGUAUAGUGUCCCAUGGUCACUUAACGCCCUUGAUAUGUUUUACGACACAAAGACUGCAACAUGGCGGACUGAAAUUCAAGAAGAAAAAGGAGGACUUAAUAUGUCAAAAAUUUUGGAUGUUAUUAAGGAAAAUAUGUAGGAAAUAAAUGCUUUAAAGAGAA